CAAGGAUCUACCGAAUCUAGGUGUCUUUUGGGUGAUCUGGCGGGAUCCCAACACUGCCUGGUGGCAUAUUGGCAUUCUAUCCUUCCUGCUGCCUGCCAUCCACCACACCCGACAUUUGCGCUUGUUGUCUGGCGUAGUGCCUGGGCACACCCUAUUACCUACACGAAAUAAUACACCGAGACUGCCCCAGCGGUUUCGCCCGAUUCACCACCGUCCCGCCCCGUCGUCCGCCCCGUCUUCCAAUAUGCAACACGUCCUCUUGUCAUUUUUCCUGCUCGCCUCGGCUGCUGUUGGCGCCCUGGCCUCUGAUGAGCUGAAGAUUGACGUGACGCUCCCUGUUGAGUGCGAGAGGAAAACCCAAAAGGGAGACAGAAUCAGUGUUCAUUAUCGCGGCACUCUCCAAUCCAAUGGCCAGAAAUUCGAUGCUAGCUACGACCGCGGAUCGCCUUUCAGCUUCAAGCUGGGGGCCGGGAUGGUGAUUAGAGGCUGGGACGAGGGCUUGCUUGAUAUGUGCAUCGGCGAAAAACGGACCCUCACCAUUGCUCCGAGCUACGGCUAUGGAGAUCGAAGCGUCGGUCCCAUCCCAGCAGGCUCUACCUUAGUUUUCGAGACUGAGUUGAUGGGAAUCGAGGGUGUUCCCCAACCUGAGUCGAUUGUUACGAAGCCCGCCGCUGAUAGCCCUGCGUCCUCGUCUAGCCAAAAGGUGGCCGAGAAGGUUGCAGGCGCAGUGAGCGGAGCCGCGGAGGCCAUCAAGACCGUGGUUGCCGGUACCGAUGAUGUUCAAGAGCACAAUGAACUCUAAGAUACCCCAACACCAAGAGCUGGGAUGUGGCAGAUUUACAGCAUUGCGCGCGGUGUUGCCGAGACCUAGCUCAUUCGCGCCAGAGGCUCUGGAGGUGUUCCGAAGCUGCUGGUUGGUAAAAGUUUGGAUGGACGCUGUCGCAAUUUCUACCAGUUGAAUACGCUUACGCUUUUAAACUGUUGUUGGACGUUCUGUCGCUUCUCGCUCACAUUCGUCGAACAGUGCGCUCAUACAGGAUCGAUGCACUCUGGCUCGGCCCUAGCUUGUUGGUUUGUCUAGGGAGAGCAGACAAGACCUGGAAAAUAUCAUUGAUGUUUAGACCUAGCUAACACAAGCGCGGUGGGAACCAGUUCUACCGGGUUAGGGGUUGUUGCCGCGAACGAUAGCUCCCCAAAAAGUCGCCUGCAAGGCUGUCUUCAGGAAUUCAU
Molecule: messenger RNA, 1230 nt
Organism: Thermothelomyces thermophilus ATCC 42464
Lineage: Eukaryota; Fungi; Ascomycota; Sordariomycetes; Sordariales; Chaetomiaceae
Exons: 4
Coding region: 245-802 (185 amino acids)
Biological process (GO): protein peptidyl-prolyl isomerization
Molecular function (GO): peptidyl-prolyl cis-trans isomerase activity
Source: RefSeq, a predicted model, not a curated record